This is a messenger RNA of Neohortaea acidophila, 1369 nucleotides long. RefSeq lists its product as uncharacterized. The record is from RefSeq and is a predicted model, not a curated record. The transcript has a single exon. Bases 478 to 1263 code for a protein of 261 amino acids. NCBI's taxonomy places the organism in Eukaryota, Fungi, Ascomycota, Dothideomycetes, Mycosphaerellales, Teratosphaeriaceae.
ACAACGAGAUCACGGAAGAAAUAAUAAAGGCAAGACCCCUGUUCCCGCCAAUGUUCGGGAGGGGGUCCGCGCGAUGGGUGACGACAGCCGCACCGGGACGUUUGUGGGCUCGCGCUCGGGUGCCGGCGAUCGGCGCUCGAUGCUCGGACGCCAACUACGCAAUCGUCGUGGGAACAUUGGGGAUUGGUUCGUUGCUGCAACCCUGCGUCUGACCCCGAGCUGUGUGUGCCUUGCGAAUACGAGGAGUGAGGGGACCUCCUCCACUUCCAGUCUCACGCCCUCUGCUUCCUCACUCUCGCUCUCAUACGAGUUGGAUGAGCUGAACUGCUGGCUUUGCUCGCUGGUGGUGUACCUCUGUGCGAGAGUGAGUUGUCUGCCAUUGGCAUUGUGCUCAUUUGAGGAUUAUACCACCUCGACAAUCGACUGCCCAGACACAUCACUGAAACCUACACCGACCGGAGCAGGAAAGCAACAAAAAUGUCCGACGACGGCCGGUUAAGCACCAGCACCAGCUCCUCCACCACCGGCGGCCCAACACCCAACUUCUCCCGUCCCCGCCAAACCCCGCGCCAACCCCCCUCAGCUCUGAAAUCCCACUCCCACUCUGCAACCAACAAACCCUCUCGCGAACGCCACGUGCACAUCCUCGACGCCUUCCACGAACCCCACCGCGCCCCGGCCGCCGUCUUCCCCGACGAACCGCGCUUCUCGGGCGAGUCGGAGCGCACCGAUCACACUUCUUCCGAGCACUCGGUUGGCUCGUGGGAUGGGCAUGGAGGGGAGGUGGAUUCGGCGAGACGGCGGCGGAGGAUGGAUAGUCAGCGCGCUGCUGCUGUUGCUGUGUCCGGCAGACCUGGACUACGCUCUGGGACGUCCGUGGGAAGCAACGGGGUGGUGGUGAAGAGGAACGAUUCCGCCGCGAGUUCUUCCGUGGAGGGGACCCAGUCGGCGCCGCCGCCGCCGAAGAUCGUCAAGCGCGUUUCCGUCGAUCAGCAGAGUGAGCGCGUCGCUGCUUUCGAGGACUCGGAGAGCCAUCACACCGUCUCCGAGAGCGGGGAGGAGGUCGGUGCUGUGGCUGUGGAGAGCGGCGGUUUGGGACGCUGGCAGAGUUCGGAUGCGGAUGUCAGUUCGUUGAGCGAGGCGCAGAUUCGGCGGCUGGAGAAGAAGGGCAUCAAUCCUGCGUUGUGGGUGGAGAUGCAGGCGGCGAAGAAGGGGAAGAAGAAGUGGAUGCCACAUUUGUUGGGGAAUGGGUUUAUUAAUUGAUUGAGUUGAUGGCGUUUGGACUGGUUUGGAUACCCAUUUUGAUCGACUUGGAUCGAGGUUAUUUGGUGGGGAGAGGGCGGGACGGAGGGGUUGGAGGGGUGAGAUG